ACUGGGAUCCUGGGGGAGGAAGGAGCUUUGUCGUCACACAGAGGCGCCUGGUGGGAGGGGUCGCUCCCUCCCCCUGCCUAGCUCGGUAGCCUUCUGUCCCCGGCGCCUCCUACGCCCUGCGCCCAGCUCCAGCCCCAGGCCACCUUCUCUGGGCUAGCGACUCAGGGCAUGGUGGAUGGAAACCUGGCUGGAAGGAAUCCAUCUUCCCUGCGUCAGUGGAGGCGCCGAAGGAAGCUCAGGGGCUUUGUUGGGGACCUAUGUCCCGAAGCAGGAAGUUCCUGAAAGAGCAAAAACCUCAGCUGGAGUGAGCCCCCUAAUGAACUAUUCUAACACAGAAUGGCUACAGGAUCCAGGGAUGCUGCAGCCUUGGACAACCAGGCUCCUAAAGAACAGUUAGGACUUCUGGCAGUGAAGAUGGAAGAAGAGGAAGGACGCAGCUGUGUACGGAAAUCUAGUUUACACAGAAGCAGUCCCUCCACCUGGGAGAUGUCUAGGCAUCACUUCAGGAAUUUUUGCUACCAAGAUACCCCUGGGCCUCGGGAGGCUCUGAGUCAGCUUAGGGAGCUUUGCUGCCAAUGGCUGAGGCCAGAAAGUUGUACAAAAGAACAGAUUCUGGAAAUGCUGGUGCUGGAACAGUUCCUGAGUAUCCUACCUGAGGAGCUCCAGUCCUGGGUUUUGAACCAUCAUCCAGAGACUGGAGAGGAGGCAGUGAGUCUGUUGGAAGAUUUGGAAAAAGAGUUUGAUGAAUCAGGACAGGAGGUCCCAGCCAGUAUACAGGGAAAGGAAGGGCUUUGGAACAAGAUGACUCCUCUGAACUCAGCCCAGGAAUCCCAGUGGAGUAUACAGCUCCAGCCUGUGGAGACCAAACUUAAGUGUGAAUCUCAGGAACUCCACUCCCUCCAAGAGAGAGCUCUCCAAGUUCCUGCCUACUUCCCAAAAGGGAGCUAUAAAGACCUGGAAACAGCAGUUGUGCUUCCCACUCCGAGGCUUCAGGGGUUGCUAAAGAUGGAAGAUAAAGCCUUGUCUCUAACCCCUGAUGAGUGGGGGCAGCUGGAGCCAUCUGAAAUGAACCUCUGUAGAGGUGACAGUCAGGAGAAUUAUGGGUACAUGGUCUCCUUGGAUGGUGAACUCAAGAUGGAUAUCAGAGAAUCAGUUAAAAAACAAGAACUUCCUGCAGAAUUGCACCCAUCUUGCCAAUUUAGUGGAGAAAUUCCCAGGGGUCUAGAGGGUGGAGAGUUUUGUGAACAAGAAAACAGGUUAGAAAAAAAACAGAGAAACACUACUGGAAGAAGGCAGUAUAAAUGUGAUGAAUGUGGGAAAUGUUUUGCUCAAAGUUCAGGUUUGAGUAAGCACAGGAGAAUCCACACUGGUGAAAAACCUUAUGAGUGUGAUACAUGUGGGAAAGCCUUCAUUGGGAGUUCAGCCCUUAUUAUACACCAGAGAAUCCACACUGGAGAAAAACCUUAUGAAUGUGAAGAAUGUGGGAAAGCCUUCAGUCACAGCUCAGAUCUUAUUAAACAUCAGAGAAUCCACACAGGGGAGAAACCCUAUGAAUGUGAUGACUGUGGGAAAACUUUCAGUCAGAGCUGCAGCCUUCUUGAACAUCACAGAAUCCAUACUGGGGAGAAGCCUUAUCAAUGUAGUAAAUGUGGAAAAGCUUUCAGGCGUAGUUCACAUCUUCUCAGACAUCAGAGAAUCCACAUUGGUAAUAGAUUUUUUCAUGAUCCUGAGCACAGAGAGGCCUGUGAAGGUAAGGAAGAGGUAGAAACACAAUGGGGAAAACUUGAAGGACAAGAGCUAUAUAAAUGUUUGGUAUGUGAGAAGAAUUUUACUGGGUUCACAGGUUUUGCUGAACAUCAGAGAAUCCAUGCAGGGGAAAAACAUUAGUGUAAUGAGGGUGGAAGAGCUUUUAAUCAGAAUCCCUACCUUAUUAAACAUCAAAGAAGUCACAAAAGACAAAAGCCUCUAUCAGUGUAACAAGUAAACACUAGAAUUGAAGUAUUUUGAAAUGCCAUCUCAGAGUGUCUGUAAUUAUAGAAUCAGAAUUCAAAGGACUUCAGAGUCCAUGUACUUGAAAAAAAUCAGUUCUACAAAAUACCUGACCAAUGGCCAUCAGAUUUUACUUAAAGAUUUCCAGUGAUGAGAACUGACUACCUCCUUUUGGAUAGCUCUAAUUAUCAGGAAGUUCUUCCUUUUACUAAGGCUUUAGCUUAGCAAAUCCACCUCUCCAACUUCUACUCGUGGCUAUACUUGUGGACUAAAUACAAGAAGUCUGAUUCCUUUUCCAUGAAAAAGCUUUUUAAAUACUUAGAAAGCUAUAUCUUUUCUUCUCAGGGCUAAACACCUACUUCCUUCAGAUGGCCAUCACCAUUUUGGUUAACCUCUUGACACUCUAGUUCAGGGAUAGGGAACCUGCAGCCUCCAGGCCAUAUGUGGCCCUCUAGGUCCUCAAGUGUGGCCCUUUGACUGAAUCCAUACUUCUCAGAACAGAUCCUCUUAAUAAAGGGAUUUAUCCUGGGAAGUUUGGAUUCAAAGGGCCACACUUACCUAGAAGGCCACAAGUUCUUCACCCCUGUUCUAGCUUAUCCAUGAUUUUCCUAAAAUAUAGUGCCUGUGACUGAGCAUAGUAUGUCAGAUGUGAUUUAACCAAAGCAGAGUACAGUAGGAUCAUCUGCUUUCUGGACUCUAUGCCUUUCUAAAUGUAGCCUAAGUUUAUGUUAACAUUUAUUACAUUGUCUCAUUGAACUUGAAACCCACCAUAUCCCCCAGAUUUUUUUUAUACAAACUAGCAAUACCUUCCCAAUCUUGUACUUGUGAAAGUGACUUUUGAACCCAGUGUAAGACUUUACAUUUACUCCAACUCUGCUUCAUCUCAUUAGAACUGGCCAACUGUAGAAUCUCUCAAGGUUUGUUGGGAUCCUAACUUGUUCAUCGUUGUGUUAGCAAUCCCUUUCAUGUUUGCUUUAUCUAUUAAUCUGACAGGCAUUCAUUAAAUCUAGAAGAGAAGUUAGAGGUCACUUAGUCGAACCCUUUCCUUUUGUAAAUGAAAAAACUGAGACCUGGACAUGUUAAGGUUUCAGGUCCCGCAGGUAGUAAGUAGCAAAACUGGUAUUUGGGCAGAAUUAGUUUCUUCUGACUGCAUAUCCAGCACACUUUCUAUUGUGCAUUCCAUCUGACCUUUUCUUCAAGUCACUGAUAUACAUAUUAAAUAACACAGGACUAAGCACAGAUUCCUGGGGCUCACUAUCAGAUACUUCUUUCAGUGAAUUCUUAACUUGGGGUCUUUGAACUUAAAAAAAAAUUGGUAACUAGUUCAGUGUA
Phascolarctos cinereus (koala) is the source of this 3321-nucleotide messenger RNA. The record is from RefSeq and is a predicted model, not a curated record. NCBI's taxonomy places the organism in Eukaryota, Metazoa, Chordata, Mammalia, Diprotodontia, Phascolarctidae.